AUGCUAAUUUCAUUAAUAUGUGUUUUCUCAGUGGGUUUGACUCCAGGUCCUAGAUCUACUUUGCCUCCCAGCACAACAGUGAGUCCUACAGAAGACACCACAGUGACAGCAACUUCCAGUUUGACCUCUCCUUUGACCUCCAGUACAGCAGUGAAUCCUACAUCAGCAGUUUCGACUGUUACUUCUACUUUGACCCCUGACAUCACAGUGAGACCAACUAGUUUGACCUCUCCUUUGGCCCCCAGCACAGCAGUGAAUCCUACAUCAGAUUUGACUGUUAGUCCUACCUUGACAACUGACACCCCAAAGAGUCCAACUGAAAGAGGUCAAAGCUCCACAGAAAGCGUUGUGAAUUCAAACAGUCAAAAAGAGUUUUGGCUAUCUUAA
Messenger RNA from Salmo salar (Atlantic salmon), 387 nucleotides. The record is from RefSeq and is a predicted model, not a curated record. Lineage: Eukaryota; Metazoa; Chordata; Actinopteri; Salmoniformes; Salmonidae.